GAACUUUGAAGAGAUGUCUUUUGAAGAAACGGUGAGCGUUGGGGGAAGUGAGGGCGUUGGAGUAUGGUGACGUGGGUAGGACCAGUGAGUCAUUUAACUCAGAGAGGAUGGAGGAGGGGGUAGGAAGAAAUGAGAUGACUGGGGUUGAGGGAGAUAGCGUUCCCAUAACCGUAGUAAAAGUGGAGGGUGGGAGUGAAAGGUGUUAUGAUGUUGAUGCAGAUAUUGUGUCUGAGGUGAGGCAGUAUGAGUCUGAAUUCGAGACCAGGGAUAGCCUGGGUUAUUUAGUUGAAAGUUAUGAAAUUUCUUCCCGAGUUCUGAUUAGGCCUGCUGGGGUAGAGGAGAGGGCAUGUUCUGCCCCUCGGGAUCAUUGGAUGCCCAUGUAUGCGCAUUAUUUGGCAGCUGGGCUUAGGUUUCCAAUUCCUGAGUUGCUAGUGGGGUUAUUAUUAGAUUAUAGCAUAGGGUUGGCACAAUUAGCCCCCAAUGCUAUGAGGUGGGAGAGAGAGGAUGCCGAGGUAGAGCUGUUGUCCUCUUGGAAGGCUAAGAAAGCCAACCAAAAUAAAUAUAGUUUAAAUGAGGAUGAGGAGGAAGAGGUGGGGAAGUUGGUGAGGGAGGGGGGUAAUUUAGUAAAUAUAAUGUACCUCACCAGUGCGAAUUGUAUAGAGGCUGCUGAGCUUUAUGGGCCAAGCGCUUUGAAUGAAGGGGUGGCCAUUCCAAAGAAGCUGAGGAAGAAGUCAAAGACUUCAACUAAAGAGGCGAGUAAGGUGGGAGCUGGGAAGGAGUUAGUGCCUAGCACCACAACUGGAGUUCAGGAGGUGGGGCCUAGGUUAGAGUUGAAGAGGAAAGGCAGUGAGGCGUUAGAAGCUCUCCAGAAAAAGAAGAAAGUGAUGGAGCAGGAGGUUGGGGGGAACGAGGUACUGGAGUUCGUACCUCGACCUCCUCCUGUUGAGCUCAAUCUUGAGCUCAGGGAGUCUGAGGUUGAGGGGGCUGAGGUAAGGGCCCCUGGUAAAGGGAAAGUCCUUGUUCCCCCUUUGUCCUUUCAAAGCAACCUCUUUGAUGCGAAGAACGCAAUAGGGGCAAGAAGGUUUAUUAAUGCAACCUUCCCCAAAGUGGACAAGUGUCAAGAUAAGGAAGAGGUGCUGAGGUAUGUUGGGGCAACUGUGAUGAGGCACGCUUUGGAGAAAGAGAAGAACGAGUUGGAGAAGAAGAAUAAGAACAUGCAGGAGGCGCUAGAUGAGGUGGUACCAACAGUGAAGCAGCUUGAGCAGGAGAAGGAUUCUCUGAGUACUAAGCUCGUGUUUGAAGAGAGAAAGAGAAAGAUCUCUGAAAGCGAGCGCGAGGCUCAGGAGAAAGAGAUAAAAAUGAUGAAAGAAGCUGUGGUUGAGCUGAAGAAGAAUGUUCAGCUGUUGGUACACAUGGGAUGGAGAAGCAUAUCAGCAACUUCGAGGAAGGUGAAAGUUGAGUAUCCCAAAGUGGAUAUAACAAAGAUCACCUUUGGCAAAAAAGAGGAAGGGGUUAAGGAGAACAGUGAGAUAGUGGAGAAAGAGCAAGAAGAGGUAGAAGGUGCUGGAGUUGAGGAAAACCAGCCACCUCUUCCAGUGGAGGUCCAUUCAGUUCCUUCUGACGAAGAGUAGCCACCUCAGCCACCUCCCCCAGCAGAAUAAUUAGGAGUUUUUGUUUUUUAAUUUAUGUAGUUUAAAUGUGAACAAUGAUUAAUUUAAACGUUUUUGUACAUUUGUUGAUUAAUCUAAAGAAAUUUUUUUUAAUUGG
This is a messenger RNA of Rubroshorea leprosula, 1767 nucleotides long. The record is from the annotation of a GenBank genome assembly. Lineage: Eukaryota; Viridiplantae; Streptophyta; Magnoliopsida; Malvales; Dipterocarpaceae.